Amphiprion ocellaris (clown anemonefish) is the source of this 5467-nucleotide messenger RNA. RefSeq names its product 1-phosphatidylinositol 4,5-bisphosphate phosphodiesterase delta-3-A-like. Gene Ontology annotation, biological process: lipid metabolic process; intracellular signal transduction. The record is from RefSeq and is a predicted model, not a curated record. NCBI's taxonomy places the organism in Eukaryota, Metazoa, Chordata, Actinopteri, Pomacentridae. The transcript is spliced from 16 exons. Gene Ontology annotation, molecular function: phosphatidylinositol-4,5-bisphosphate phospholipase C activity; calcium ion binding. The coding region runs from base 102 to 2486 and encodes 794 amino acids.
CCCCGCUCCUCUUCUCCUGCAAAUAAAAGCAUGAGGAGCUGGAGCGAGCCGAGCCGCUAGACACACAGGAGCCGCCGCAGCGAGGGAGGGAGGGAGGCAUCAUGUUGGGCCACAGGAAGAAAGCAGGCGCGCAGGUGAAGAACGGAGCCGGGACAUCUGAGUCUAAGGCCAUCGACCCUCUGAGGAAUCUGGGAGUACAGGAUGAUGAAGAUGUGAAGCGGAUGUUGCAGGGCUCAAGCAUGGUGAAGGUACGCUCACCUCGCUGGCAAAAGCGCCGAACGCUGAAGCUGCUGGAAGAUGGUGUCACUGUCUGGUGUCAGUCACACAAAACAUCAAGUCGGGCCAAGGAGCAACAAUCCUUCUCCAUCUUGGAGGUGGAGUGUGUCCGAGAAGGUUGCCAGUCAGAGACAUUGCGGCAGAUAGUUGGCUCAGUACCUGAGGCCCGGUGUUUAACAGUGGUCUUCAAAGGGCCCCGCAAGAGCCUGGAUCUCCUCUGCCAGAGCCAAGAGGAAGCUCAGCACUGGGCUCGCGGCAUCCGAACACUGCAGGAGAGGUUGCAGAACAUGACACAGAAGGAGAAACUUGAUCAUUGGAUUCAUGCUUACCUGAGUCGGGCCGACCAGAACCACGAUGACAAAAUGAGCUACGAUGAGGUGCAGAAGCUGCUGCAGAUGAUCAACAUUGACCUGAGUGACCAAUAUGCCCGCAGCCUCUUCCAGAAAUGUGACCGGUCAGCUGAUGGUCGUCUGGACCACGGAGAGAUUGAAAUUUUCUGCAGGGAAUUGUUACGGAGACCAGAGCUCGAUGCUGUAUUUAUCCGCUACUCUGCAAAUGGCUGCGUACUUUCCACUGUGGACCUGAGGGAUUUCUUGAAGGACCAGGAGGAGGAUUCUUCACUCAUCCAUGCUCAAAGUCUCAUACUCACCUAUGAACUUAAUGAGUGGGCCCAGAAGAACCAGUUCAUGACCCCCAAUGGUUUCACCAUGUACAUGCUUUCUAAGGAGAACUGUGUGUUUAAUCUGGAACAUGCUAGAGUUUAUCAAGACAUGACACAUCCAUUGGCGCACUACUUCAUCUCUUCAUCCCACAACACCUACCUCACUAAGGACCAGCUAACUGGGGACAGCAGCACAGAGCCAUACAUACGAGCUCUGAAUCAUGGCUGUCGGUGUGUGGAGCUGGACUGCUGGGAUGGAGAUAAAGGAGAACCAGUCAUCUAUCAUGGACAUACUCUCACCUCCAAAGUGCCCUUUGUGGAAGUCAUUGAGACUAUCAAUGAAUAUGCUUUUAAAGCGUCUCCCUACCCUCUGAUCUUGUCUCUGGAGAACCACUGCUCUGUGGAGCAGCAGACAGUAAUGGCUCGACACCUGAAAUCCAUCCUGGGGAACAAGCUGCUCAUCAAGCCCCUCAGUGGUCUGGAUAACCGCUGCUUGCCUUCUCCAGAAGCUCUUAAGGGUAAAAUCCUGGUGAAGGGAAAGAAGGAGAGGAUGGAAAAGGAGGGCUCAUCUAGCUCUUCAGACCUCAGCUCCUCAGAUGAGGAGGCUAGUCGAGGCAAAAGCAAAAGUCAGAAGAAGAAAGAAGACAAGAAGCCGGCUGUGUCUAAGCUGAGUCCCGAGCUGUCAGACCUGGUGGUGUACACUCGCAGUGUUCCCUUUAAAGACUUCGAACAAGCUGCCAAAAGUCCAGCCACCGACAUGUCAUCUUUCUCUGAAAGUGAAGCACUCAGGCAUGUUAAAGACUCAGGGAUGUAUUUUGUACGUCACAACAGUCACCAGCUCAGCAGGAUCUACCCCUCAGGCCAGCGCCUCCAAUCCUCCAACUACAACCCUCAGGAGAUGUGGAAUGGAGGCUGUCAGAUUGUUGCUCUGAACUUCCAAACACCUGGGGAGCAGAUGGACCUAAACCAAGGUAGGUUCCUACAAAAUGGACAGUGUGGAUAUGUCCUGAAACCUGCCUUCAUGUACCAGCCUGCCACCACCUUCAACCCAGAGAAUGUUGGAGGAGGUCCUGCCCACAAACCAGUCCUGCUCACUGUUCGGGUUAUUUCAGCUCAGCAGCUGCCUAAACCAGAAUGUGACAAGCCCAGCUCCAUUGUGGACCCUCAAGUCUGGGUGGAAAUACAUGGUGUUCCGAUUGACAACGAUAAGAAGAAAACUCAUCAUGUUGACAACAAUGGCUUUAACCCGCGUUGGGACUGCACCUUUAACUUUACCAUCCAUGUCCCUGACUUGGCUCUGGUCCGCUUUAUGGUGGAGGAUCAUGACUACACCUCAAGCAAUGACUUCCUGGGCCAGUACACCUUGCCUUUCACCAGUCUCCGCACAGGUUAUCGCCAUGUCCGACUGCUCAAGUUGGAUGGUUCAAGUCUUUCCCCCGCCUCCCUGUUUGUGCAUGUGAAGGUCACCCCCUGUCAGCGCAGUCCUUCCAAAUCAUCAGCUAAAACACCAGCUACAUCACCAACUAAGUCUACAACUAAGAGGCCCUAAUUCCAACAGCAUGCAUCCCACUGAGAUGUAUGUGACAUAUCUGCAUGUGACCAAAUAUAAAUUCUGGGCCAUAAAUUUUAAAAGUCGGUGGCUCCAACCUUCCCCUGCAGUUGUAGCAAUAUCUUCAACCUGUUUAUAUUUUAUGAAACAGAUUAAUUUUGCUGAUGCAAACAGUUAAACUGACCAGUAUUCCAAAUUUGUGAAGACAAAAGAAAACACAGUUUUGCAGUGCUUACAGCUAAUUAUGUUAUGCAAUGCAUGCCAGUGACUUUUGUCACUGAUCGGAUGCGUAAACGGAGACCAGAGCAACAAACUAGAUCUUAGUUAAGGUUCUGGUAUGUGGAUUUAAGUGCACUCCAAGCCUCAUUCCGUCCAAAACUAUCAGUCGCAGAUUUGUGAAUACUUGAAGCUAGAGUAGUGAUUUUAAUACUUAAUUCAAUAGAGUGUUGACUCUGAGAGCAAAACUCCCAGCUAAGUCUGAGGCCUUUUGCAGGAGGGACUUUUUAAUGGUAUGUAACUAUUUUAACGUGUAUUUGACCUCAGUAUUCUUUGAAAGGUUGUGAAGUGAUCUGUUCUAAUGUGUCUCUGCUGUGAAAGAUUUGGGGUAAAAUUCACAGUUAUUAUUCUGUGCAAAACCACAUUCUUAGAUUCAUCUAAUGAUAAGAUUUGGCUUUAGAAAUCUCAACUCGUGUGGGUUAUCAAGGUGACAAUCAUUUAAUGUUCCAUUAUGAUACCUUCAAGGUAAACAGCAGAAUUAAGUUUGUCACUUUAUAAUGAUCCAGGAGUGUGCACUUAAAUCAGAGACUGAUUAGGCUACAAUCAACUGUUAUUAGCUGACAAUGCUGCAUUAAUGUUGUCUGUACAGGGCCUUACCCAAACAAAGUGGGUAUCAGUGCCCUGGUAGUAAUGUGUAGGUUUAUUGCUGGUGUUUUGUCCAGACAAAACAAGCUAUGUAAGACUAUCAGGACAGAUCCAUCUGACUCAGCUCGUUGAGGAAGCAAGAAAUUUUAUACUAAAAACACAACUGUGGAAGACACUCAGUUGAUUUGUCCAACUUGUUUUGCUAAUACCUUAUAUUAGCUUGAGCUAAAUGUAAGCAUCGUUGCCUCACAGCAAGAAGAGUCGGGCUUUGAACCUGUGGCCUUUUAGAGGGGAGUUUGUUCAGAUAAGUGAAUUGCUUGACUCUAAAAUGCCCAUAGAGGUGCAAGUCCAGAGGGCUGUAUCACAACGCAAGUUUGACAGAGCUGGGCUUUCUCCGUAUGAGUGGGCUCCACAAAAACUAAAGCCCCAGUUAGAGGUAACAGGUAUAACGAAGGGGGUUAUCAACUUUAUUUGUUAACUCAAACUUUCUGCUUCUAACUCUGUGUGCUCGCAUGAAAGGAGGCGUUUAACACGUCAUGUGACUCUUGUUCUAUUAUAAAUAAACCAAUCAUGUACCGCUGCUUCAGUCAGUAGGUUGUUUUAAUGGAGAACUACAAGAAUCUAAUAAUUUAUGACAGUUAAAAGCACUGCUACUGCAAAUGAUGCAAGACAGGUAUGCUGGGAGAAAGCUGUUAAACGUGUGUUAAUAUAAUUAUUUUACCAAUUAUUUUAGAGUUGUUAAACUUUAAACUUCAUAUAUUUAAACAUGAUAUUGUAUUUGGAGCGCAUUUAGAUUUGACAUUAUACAGGUUUUUCAAAUUAGAUGUAUCCCAUAAUACAGAAUACCACUCAUUUUUGCCCAAAUCAAAGUGAAAUUAUUUAUUGAUUCUCUGUAAUAAAUACCAAUAAUAUAAUCCAUUUUAAUCUGUGUUCUAAUAACUGCAGUACCAGCAGUGUAAAUGGACUGAGCAGCAAAUCAGGACUAAACAUAAAAACAUAUUUAUGCGAUUUGUACUAACCCACUAAUCUUGUUUGGUAGUACAGCACUCAGAUCUCGCCCAGUCUCAACUGGUUUACCUCCGACCCUCUGCAGCCCUCAGUAAACAUAAGCAUGUAUAGCUUUAAAAGUCUUUGUAGAGUGGUCUCAUGCACAGGAAGCCUUCAAAACCAGUUGGAGAAAUGAUAACAUCUAUCAUCAAAUCCCGUCCCAGUACUUUUUAAUUUGCAGUCUAGUGGAUGAUUUUGAUUAUAUUCAGUAUCUGUUCUUUCUUUUUGUCAGUGAAUGACUGAAACCAAACUAUAUGAUGAAGUAGUCACCUCAGCUUUUAUAUUAGAAAUAGAAUAUGCUCAAUUAUGCAAUAGCAAGAUAGUGUGCACUAGAUAGAUCCGCUGCCUUGUUGGAUGAUAUUCUGUGUUAUGCCUCUCCUAGUAGUAAUUAUUAGAAUUUUUUAUAAUCUCUUUCUCAUUGUUUACUUUGUGUUCAAAUAUGUUCUGUGCCAGUUUGAUUGAUAAUCUUGGCAACUGUGGAGUAAAGACUUUGUUUCUGUCAAUGGUUCAACAGAUCAGAAGAUUUAUUUCUGUUUUAGACAAAAUCAUUUACUGUCAUGUGUUGUGUUAAAGAAAGUUUUAUACAGUGCUUUUGUAAGUGUUUUGCAGAAGUUAGUUUUGGAACAUUCAUAUUUUUUUUUGAUUUACCUGUGACAAAAAUGACUAGGUAUGUUUCUAUGUGAAUAUAUUAGAAUAAUAUCAUGGAGAGUUUUAGAGGCAUUCUGUCAGUGCUGGGUACUGAAAACACUUUCAGCAUUAGUCUUCAACUGCUGUCAGAUAUGAAUCUUGACAAUAUUGCACUUACUUACACUCAUAAUUGUACUCAGAACCGUGUAAACUGUAAGUAUAACUACAUAGUAUGUCAUUUUUUAAAAAAAAAAGACCAAAGUUUGUGUUUUUUGAACAGUAGCAAUAGUACAAAAACUUUUAUUCAAAGCAUUGACAUUGUUCUUGUUUAUUUAUUGCAUCUAAACAAUUGGACUGUUUGCUUUUGUGAACACAAGCUGUACGAUAACCAACCUCAUGGUAUUUAUUAUAAAGCAUAUAUGCAAUUCAAUAAAAUAUUCUAAAAA